Tachysurus fulvidraco (yellow catfish) is the source of this 3266-nucleotide messenger RNA. It is a transcript of the gene lrrc53, whose product is annotated as leucine rich repeat containing 53. Bases 738 to 3266 code for a protein of 842 amino acids. Gene Ontology annotation, molecular function: protein binding. The record is from RefSeq and is a predicted model, not a curated record. Lineage: Eukaryota; Metazoa; Chordata; Actinopteri; Siluriformes; Bagridae. The transcript is spliced from 6 exons.
UUUUUAGAAAUAAGUUAUUCUUUCGCUGAGACUGACAGAUACAUAAGCCACGCCUCCUUCACUGAGACUGACCGAUGCAUAAGCCACGCCUCCGCUGAGACUGACAGAUACAUAAGCCACGCCUCCUUCACUGAGACUGACAGAUACAUAAGCCACACCUCCUUCACUGAGACUGACCGAUGCAUAAGCCACGCCUCCGCUGAGACUGACCGAUGCAUAAGCCACGCCUCCGCUGAGACUGACCGAUGCAUAAGCCACACCUCCUCCGCUGAGACUGACAGAUACGUAAGCCACGCCUCCUCCACUGAGACUGACUGAUGUAUGUUUAUGUUAUUUAAGGUUACUGUGUGGACGUUGCCAUGUUCUUAUUUCGGAGCUGACAGUAAAACGAACUCGUGUCCUCGCCGCUCUGUAAGCCAGCUGUAAGAUCAGGUGGCUCUCAGGUAGCGAGCAGUAACAGGACACCGUCAGUCUACCUGGUACCUGUUACACCCCACACCUUCAGCUCAACCACAACAGAGGGACGAUCCACCGAAUACCGAUCGGAAACCACCAGGACUACGGGAACCAUGAUGGUUCUUGACCUCAUGUAAGGAGCGCAGAGGGAGACGAAGAUGCUGCGAGAGGUCUGCUUGAGCUGGUCACAUAGCAGUAUCGGUUUAUUUCAUCAAAUAAUAGAUCAUCAUAUCAAACCCACAGUGAGAUUCUGAGGGACGUGCGAUCAACACCAUGUGACCAUGAAAAGUGUCUUCCUGCUGCUAAUGGUGUCAGUAACACAACUUCAGCUUUCCUCACUCUGCCCGAAUUCCUGCAUCGUUUGCUCCACUGAUGCCAUCAUCUGCAGUAAACUCUCAAUGAUCAUAGAGGCUCCAGAUUCAACCAAAGCCUUGAUGCUCACUGAUGGACUCAUAGACACCGUGGACCGCAUCGUGUUCUCGGAUUUAUCCAACAUGAGCGUUUUGGUGCUCAGCAACAACAUCAUCUCUAACAUCACAGGCGACGCUUUCCAAAACCUGACAGUUCUCAGAACGCUAUCUCUGGACCACAAUCUUAUCUCCAGCCCCUCACUGGAUAGACUGACAUUCUCAUGGCUUCAUAACCUAGAGACGCUUCAUUUGGGCCAUAACGCUCUAGAGGAACUUAAUGGAUCCUGGUUUCAGAAGACCAAUUCUCUGAAAACUCUGCUGCUGGCAGGGAAUCUUCUCACCAGCCUCAACUCGAGUACUUUCGCAUCAUCUAACUUGAGGAGCUUGGAGACCUUGGAUUUGUCAGACAACCUCAUCUCCUACGUAGGCCGAGACACGUUCCGCAACUUGCCACGUCUCAGUAGUCUGGAUCUCUCACGAAACAGGUUGCAGAAUGUGCCUGAUGCUUUCUCCUAUCUCUCACGCCUCUCGAUGCUAAACCUAGACCUUAAUCGCUGGAACUGUAGUUGUGAGCUAAAAGAGCUCUCUCAGUUCCUCAACAGCUACAUUCAGUCUCCAUUGAAAGUGUUGUGCAAUGGGAAAAAGAUGGCGUGUGCUAAUUCAGACAACCCCGAUGUAGUUCAGACAGUGCUGGAGCUAACCGAGGCUAACUGCAUGCCAGCCGACAGAACCAUCACAGCGGGCGUCAAUGCUAAGAGUUCCAUCACAUCUCAACGCUACAUCAGAGAUGUUGCUAUCGCUGUUGUCUUUUCUUGCCUGAGUGGUGUCAUAGUUACACUUGCAAUAUUUGCAGUUGUACAAAGGAAGUUGGGUAGAAGGUUUAAUCCAAAAGGAGCAAAAGGAGCUGAGGAACAAUCCAGCCAGACAUGGGACUUCUCUGAAGGCAGCAAGGUGAUGUCUUAUGCUUUCCAUAACUCCAACUAUCGAGGCCAUCCACCCUGUGAUAAAGAGGAUACUUCAUCUGAUAGCAGACCAGACACCAUGGGGAACCAUUUUAUAUGCCAAAAUUGCAGAAAGACUUUCUAUCACAGAACAAACAGCAGGGGGAUUCAGCCUAAUAAUGAAGAAGAAUGGUCAACCUAUAUGAGCAGUGACCAAUGGAAGGACACUGAUGUUUGUCCAUCAAGGAUUAAUGAUGAAGAUGUUAGAGCUCAAAGACACAAUGUGAAGGAUAUCGGUGGGUUAAACACUGAUUAUCGCAGACAACCAGUUUCAAGACAAGAUAUGUCAACCGUUGGAAUGCACCAGAUAGCUCUGAGAAGACAAAUAUCCAUCGCCCAGAGACAAGCCUUUGCCCCAGAUGAACAACCAAACAACAAAAUGGCAUUAUUUAAGCAACAACAUGGAGUAUAUGGUAGUUUACCAAUACACCACUAUAGUCAAACCUAUGCGGAUGACAUCCAUGACGAUAUAUCUAGAAAUAAAGAAGAGGGUAUACUUCCCAGAAGCUCUAAGGUCAUUGUGUACAAAGAUAUUUUAAAUUUCAACCAGUCUGAAGUGGACCAGCAGGGUGGAAAUCAAGCAAGAGUGCAGAGAAGUGUAACGUUUGAUUUGUCCAUGGAACGUGCCUUGUUCGUGUCUAGGAAAGAGGGUCCGUACAAAAUCGGCAAGACGAAAAUGUCUAAAACACUUGGCGAGAAAUGCAAACCGAGCCCAGGCAAGGUUUCUGCCAAAAGAAUCAAGAGAAGCACUCACUCAAGGCAUUCGCAAAUCCCUAAAGCAAGAUCUCAAGGAAGUAUUAAACUAAAGGUUAAGCUAAAUCUGAGCCCUCUUAGAAGAAGUCAGGUUCAUCCCAAGUCUGGUUCUAGCCACGAUCUCAAAGAGGUGAAGAGAACCUCCAAAAACAUCAAGAAAGACAAAUCUCAAAAGAUCGUUGUGAAAAAGGACAGUAAAGGGGGGGAGAGGAAAGAAACAUCCAAGAAGGCCAAGAUUACCAACAAGUUGCAGUGUGUUGAAAGUUCAACCGAUCCAGGUGAAACUCAAGGAUUAGAAAAGAAUCCAGAGGACUCAUGUUCGCUGAUGCAGACUUCAACUCUUUUAGCUGAAAGUGUCACACCACUUGGUACAGAAAAUUCUACAGACCCUCAAAUCCCAACCCUGGAUCUGAGCCUGGCAGUGAGCACACCAGAAGAUGCCAGGAGUCUGCAGAAAGAGCUUCAAAUGCCAAAUGAUGGAGUAGAUCUUUCAAAUGACUCCGUGGCCCCAAUGCCCUCAACAGUCUCCGUUGUCCAGGAGUACCUCUCUUCAGGUGAUGGUUCACCAAAGAGGAAGCUUAGACUGAUUGUUCCUGAGAAAACCUCCAGCAGGCCACAGACUGCACUGGAGAAAAAAAUCAGAUAG